AUGACUAAUGGACUCUCAAACCCUCGAAAUCAUGCUUCUAGCUCGAGUGCAUCUACUAAAGCUGAAAAACGAAAAGAGUAUCAAAAAAGAUACUAUGCUGCACGCAAAGAAAAUAACAAAGUAUCUAAAUUUGGGAGUGGUGAUGCCCCCCAAAGUGCUUCAUCAAUAUCUUUAAUGAAUAAUAGGUCAACAGAAAGGACACCGUUAAGAAGUUUACAAACUAAUAUUACUCAAUUUCUACAAACAACAAAUGAGAACGCCUCAAGUGUUUCUACUACAAAAUGCAAGGAGUACAAUGAAGGAUGUUCUAAUACACCAAACGAUAAUGGAAUGCGUAUUUCAAAUGGCAGUCAAGUCAACCAAACCCCGAUAGAUGAUGUAAUUGACGUAGUCAGGCAUAGAACAUCACGAGGUAUUCAAAUUCAUCCGCGUACUUUAUUACCCCAAUUUGCUGAAGUAGUUGAUCAACCUUCCCUCCAACAUGGGAGCGUAGAAGAUGAUCCUUAUAAUUUUGUUUACAAUGGUGUACCUGGAGAGCAUCGUGUUUUAAAGGAACGAGCCGCAUGUCCUAAUUGUGGAGCAAAACGAUUUCAAUUUGAAUUUGAUACCUUUUGUUGUAUGAGUGGGAAAACCGUGUUAGCAAACUUAGAAAUUCCAGAGGAAUUGUACCGACUUUUCACGUCUCAAGAUGAAAUUGGAGAUUUGUUUAGGAAAAACAUCCGUGCUUAUAACACCAAUUUUUCUUUUGCCUCAAUGGGUGUGACAUUGGAUGAUACAUUGAACAAUAUGAGAGACGGCGUAUAUACUUUUCGUGCACAUAAAGGAAUAUAUCACAGAAUCGACCAAUUAGUUCCGAGGGAUGGGACUCCUAGGUACUUGCAGUUGUAUUUUUACGAUCCUGAUACUGAGUUAGAUCACAGACUCCGAUGGCCAAAUCUUGAUCGGCGUAUUACUCAGAUUUUAACACGCGUUCUUUCUACAAACCCAUAUGUCGAUACAUUUAGAAGACUUGCGGAACUAGGACCUCUGGACAACUAUAGAGUCACUUUGAAUACUUCGGUUGAACUUGACCAAAGGGUGUACAACCGACCAACGACAUCGGAGGUUGUUGGUAUUUGGGUUGAAGGUAAUGACAAUAUCACUUCGUAUAAACGAAGUAUUGUAGUGUACGGUAGGUCUGAAUAUAGCCAAACUAUUCAGCCGUACUUCAGUUGUUACGAUCCAUUGUCGUAUCCUUUAUUUUUUCCUAAUGGUGAGUCGGGUUGGCAUGCUAACAUACCACGUCAAGGAGUAUCAAUCAAUGAGGUUCGCAACAAUGACAACAUCGAAGGAGAAAUGGAAGAGGCUAACACACGAAGUGGUAGAACAACCGUGGCUAUGCGAGAGUACUACUGUUACAAGUUCCAGAUUCGAUCUACCGAUAAUGUGCUUUUGUUCGGUGGUAGGCUGCUACAGCACAUUCAAACAUGUUACACUAAGUACAAAGAUAGGUUCGAGAUACGAGUUGUCACAGAUGUUUACAUCAAAAUUGAGACGUCACGCUUAGAAUUUUGUGAGAGAAACCAGGAAAAAAUUCGAGCCGAAUUGUACCAAGGUAUUGUGGAUUGCGUCAAUACUGGCGAGGUUCAUGCAAACAGAGUCGGGAAAAGAAUUGUGUUGCCUGCAUCUUUCAUCGGGGGGCCUCGCGACAUGCGACGUCGGUUUCUAGAUGCGAUGACGUUAGUUCAAGACGACGGCAAGCCUGAUGUAUUCCUUACAAUGACAUGUAAUCCUAAGUGGCCUGAGAUAUGUGAUAACUUACAUGUUGGUCAAACUGCUACAGAUCGUCCAGACCUUGUUUCAAGAGUGUUCCGGGCUAAAUUAGAAGAUCUUAAGGAUCAACUCUUCAAGAAACAUGUCCUCGGGGAAGUUAAGUCAUACGUCUAUGUCAUUGAAUUUCAAAAGCGGGGUUUGCCGCACGCACAUUUUCUCCUAAUCAUGUACCCGCAACACAAGAUCAAUAACGCGGACCAUUAUGAUAAGGUUGUGUGUGCUGAAAUUCCUAACAAACUAACACAUCCCAGAUUGCAUGAGAUGGUUGUCAAGCACAUGAUUCACGGUCCUUGCGGCAAUUUACGAUCAAGCAGUCCUUGUAUGCAGGGUGAUCCUAAAAUUUGUCGUUUUCACUAUCCUAGACAAUUUAACGAACAGACGACACAAGGAGAAGAUUCGUAUCCGUUGUAUCGAAGGAGAGACACCGGGAUAGAAGUGGACCUACGAGGACAAACACUUGAUAAUAGAUGGGUGGUCCCAUAUAACCCAAGGCUUUUGAUGAUGUUUAACUGCCACAUGAAUGUUGAAGUUUGCUCAAGUAUAAAAUCUGUGAAAUAUCUUUUCAAGUAUGUUUAUAAAGGACAUGACAAACAGGUUAUUCAAGUCGAUCAAAGUGAGCCAGGGGUUGUUAUUAAUGAGAUAAAAAGAUUUCAAGAUGCACGCUACAUAUCGCCCCCAGAGGCUAUGUGGCGAAUUUUUUCCUUCUCUCUUUCUCAAAUCUUUCCUGCUGUUCUAGCCUUACAACUUCAUCUCCCAAAUAAUCAGAUGGUUAGAUUUAGAGAUGAUGACUUGAUGCCUAAUAUUGUUGAUAGGGAAAGGGAUAAGAGAACCAUGCUAACAGCAUUUUUUGAUCAGAAUAGAAACGAUGAAACAGCAAGGGUACAUUUGUAUAAAGAUUUUCCAAAACACUAUACUUGGAAUGGAAGCACACGCCGUUGGAGUCGUCGUUUCGGUAAAAAACAAAGAGGUCGUAUCGUUUCCGCUAAUCCAGCCGAAGGAGAAAGGUACUACUUACGCCUACUUUUGUCAAAUGUCAGAGGGCCUACUUCUUUCGAACAUCUUUGCACAGUUAAUGGUCAACGGUGUGCGACAUUUCGGAAAGCAGCUCUUGAGUUAGGCUUAAUAGAAGACGAUGAAUAUCUAUCACAAUGUCUCGAAGAAGCCUCUACGUUUCAGUUUCCCAAUGCUCUUAGAAGGUUAUUUGCGACCAUAAUGAUUUUUUGCGAACCUGGAGAUGUUCGAAAGUUAUGGAAUGACCACUUUGAUUCACUAUCUGAAGAUCAUCGGUUACACUGUCAAAGUAUAGAACGAGUUCAAAAUAUGGUUCUUACCGAAAUAAGUGUCUUGGUACAAUCCAUGGGUAAAAAUUUCAAUGAAUUCGACCUUCCUAAGAUAACUGACGAUGUUAACUUACAAGAUGCAGGUUAUCGUGAGUUACAAGAAGAGUAUGGGAUUGUUUUGGAACCUGAACACUUGAGUGCCAAACAUUCACUUAAUCCGGACCAAAAAAAUGUGUUUGAUGAGAUCAUGAUGCAUGUUGAUAAUGAUCUUCCAGGCGUGUUCUUUAUUGAUGGUCCAGGUGGAACUGGAAAAACAUUUUUGUACAUUGCCUUGCUUGCUGAAAUUCGGUCACGUGGUCGUAUUGCUCUCGCAACAGCUUCAUCAGGUGCAGCGGCUAAUAAUAUGCCAGGAGGUAGAACGGCUCACUCGAGAUUCAAGAUUCCUCUUAAUCUUGAAAAUAAUUCAAUGUGCAAUAUUAAAAAACAGAGUGGGGCCGCUAAACUGAUUCGCUCUGCCAAAAUAAUCAUAUGGGAUGAAGCGUCGAUGGCUAAACGACAAGCGAUAGAGGCAGUCGAUCGUACAUUCCAAGACAUUAUAGGUGUUAGUCUCCCAUUUGGUGGAAAGAUAAUGGUUAUGGGAGGUGACUUCAGACAGGUGUUGCCGGUUAUCAAACGUGGCACUCGAGCACAGAUUGUAGACUCCAGCGUACGAAUGUCACCUCUUUGGUCUUUGACUAAGAAGAUGCGGUUGACCAUAAAUAUGAGAGCGCUGAAAGAUCCAUGGUUUUCUAAAUUUCUUUUAAGAGUCGGCGAUGGAACUGAAGAACCAAUCGAAGGAAACUAUAUCCGCAUACCCGAUGACAUGACAAUUCAGUGCAACAACAAAGAAAACGCUAUAAAAGAAUUGAUCCAUGCCAUCUUUCCAUCAAUUGAAGAUAAUGUAUAUUCUUCAGAUUAUAUAAUCUCUAGAGCAAUAUUGUCCACUAAAAAUGAUAGUGUUGACGAGAUUAAUAAUCAAAUGAUUGAAAUUUUUCAAGGGGAGGAAAAAGUUUAUUACAGUUUUGAUGAAGCUGAAGACGAUCAGCGCAACUUCUAUCCGGUCGAGUUCUUAAAUUCGCUAAAUGUUAGUGGAUUGCCGCCUCAUAAGCUUCAUUUAAAAAUUGGAUGCCCAAUAAUAUUGUUACGUAAUAUCGAUCCAUCACAUGGCCUGUGUAAUGGCACGCGGUUGAUAUGUAAGGGUUUCAUGCGAAAUGUUAUUGAUGCGGAAAUUGCAGUUGGUCAACAUGCCGGAAAAAGAGUUUUUUUUGCCAAGAAUCCCUCUAACCCUUUCUGA
This is a messenger RNA of Helianthus annuus (common sunflower), 4425 nucleotides long. RefSeq lists its product as uncharacterized. The transcript has 5 exons. Gene Ontology annotation, biological process: telomere maintenance; DNA repair. NCBI's taxonomy places the organism in Eukaryota, Viridiplantae, Streptophyta, Magnoliopsida, Asterales, Asteraceae. Gene Ontology annotation, molecular function: ATP hydrolysis activity; DNA helicase activity. The record is from RefSeq and is a predicted model, not a curated record. The coding region runs from base 1 to 4425 and encodes 1474 amino acids.